Messenger RNA from Pecten maximus, 3363 nucleotides. RefSeq names its product very-long-chain (3R)-3-hydroxyacyl-CoA dehydratase-like. Bases 189 to 1301 code for a protein of 370 amino acids. NCBI's taxonomy places the organism in Eukaryota, Metazoa, Mollusca, Bivalvia, Pectinida, Pectinidae. The transcript has 10 exons. The record is from RefSeq and is a predicted model, not a curated record. Gene Ontology annotation, cellular component: endoplasmic reticulum membrane. Gene Ontology annotation, biological process: very long-chain fatty acid biosynthetic process; fatty acid elongation; sphingolipid biosynthetic process. Gene Ontology annotation, molecular function: 3-hydroxyacyl-CoA dehydratase activity.
UAAAAUACUUUUCAGAAAUUGUUACUGACACGGUUAGCUGAAAAAAAGCAAUUUGAAUUGUUGCAGAGAAAAUGACUUUAAUCAAUCAAGCCGUCGUGGAGAAAAACGAAAAUAACCAAAGCUCGGAUUCUGGACUUGUGCUCUAGUCGGCUCGGGAUAUACUAAUUCAUCCCAAUCGCACUUUGAUCAUGGCCGAUACUUUGAGACCUUUCGUUUACUGGGGACAGAAAACUGAUCAAAUCUUCUUAAAGGUUGAUCUUAGAGACGUGGAAAAUGAAGUGGUAAAGCUGACAGAAUCUGGUUUGACUUUUAAUGCUGAAGGAUUUGGGGUGAGGGGCCAGAACUACUACAGUAUCGACAUUGAGUUCUACCAUCCUGUCGACCCAGAGGAAAGCAAGUAUCGAGUCUUGGGACCAUGUAUUGAGUUUCAAAUAAAGAAGAGUGGUGACGGAGAGAUAUGGCCGAGACUUACCUACGACAAAAUCAAGAUGCCAUGGCUGAAAAUUGACUUUGAUAAGGUGGCAUAUGAGGAUUCAGAGUCGGAGAAAGAAGAAAAGAAUGUUGAUCAUGCUGAGUAUAUGAAGCACCUGGAAAAGGAACUGUUAUCCAACCGGGAUAUAGAGCCAUUUCCAGACGUUAAGACCUGCUACUUGUUUGUGUACAACCUGGUCCAGUUUGUUGGUUUCACAUAUAUAUUCACAGCACUCACCUACCACUGUGUCAGGGAUGUACAUUUUGCAUUUUCUAACACAAUGGAAAUUGCUGGGACACAGAUGCUAUUUGUACAACUGGCUGCUGUCCUAGAAAUUGUCCAUCCUCUACUUGGCUUGGUGAAGUCUAGUCCUCUUCCAGCCUUCAUGCAGGUUACAGGUCGGAAUUUUGUGUUGUUUAUUGUCGUGGGACAGGAGCCGCGCCUACACCAAACAUCAGUGUUAUUGAUCCUGUUCUUGGUGUGGAGCUCUAUAGAGGUUGUUAGAUAUCCGUUCUACAUGCUGUCAGUGCUGGGGAAGAAGAAUGAUUUGAUUACUUGGUGUCGCUACACGGCUUGGGUGCCCCUGUAUCCCCUGGGUUUUAUUUCUGAGGCAUUGGUCAUUGUGAUGGCCAUCCCAUACUAUGAACAGACAGAGAAAUUUUCAGUAUUCCUUCCAAACUCUUUCAACAUCUCAUUUUAUUUCCCUUGGUUUUUAAAGAGCUAUACAGCUGUAUUUAUCCCAGCGGGCUAUUUCAUGAUGUCUACGAUGUACAAACAGAGGCAAAAGGCUUGUAAGUCACUCAAACUGUUCGGGACCAAGAAAGAAUAGGAGCUAUAUUGUAUGGUUAUAAUAGGUACUUCAUCACACUGUAUGAUAUGUGGCACAUGUAAGUCAUAAGUCACAUGAUUGUUGUAUAGUCCGAAUACCUCUGUUUUAUUUGAUAAUCAGAAAACUUUCUAAUUUAAAAGAGACAAAGCUAAAGAGACAAAGCUAAUCAGAUAUUAAUUUGUUUUAAUUUUGUAGAAACUUUUUAUUUUGUAUUUUCUUGCUAAUGUCAUGCAAGAAACAAGUAGAAUAGUUAUAAAUGUCUUUAUUAUGAUUAAGCAUUACACAAUUGGAUUUCACAUUGUGGUAUUUUUUUCUGUUUGUGUGGGUAUUGUUAUGAUAUUCUGCUUGUGUUGAAAUAGAAUGUAGGCAUCUAAUGCAGUUUUGUGUGUGUUUUCAUCAUACAUUGUAUUCUUAAAAAUUAAAUUGAAAUGAACUUUUUUUAUUUGUCAAGAGUGAAAUGGACUUUUUAUUAUUAGGAAACUAUUUUUUUUGCUGAACACCGUAAGCAUUUAAAUAGAAGGUAAGCAUUUGCGAAGGUUAGCAUCCUUAUCAGCAUGAUUAAGCCUAAUAGGUCUAUAAAAUUUGUAUUGCUUUUUGCUUUUUUCAGUUAUAGUAUAAUUAGGAUAUCAAUAGAAGUUCACAGACGACUACAAUUUAUUGAUGAAAGUAGCUGAUAGACUAUUUGAUAUUUAUUGGAGUAAAAGGGUGUGAUGAGGAGAAACACAGAAUGAUAAGGUACAGGUAUACUUUGUUUGUUACAGAUAAAAGAAGUUUAUAUAUGUGAGAGUACAUGUAUUAUGAGAAAAUAUAAGCAAUUAAGUUGUUACAUAAAACUAAUGGUUGUCCAAGUGUUGGUUGUAGGUAUUUGUUCGAGUAAAUUCACAAAUAUAUUACAGAUUACAGAUUAUUGUGACGAGUAAAUUCACAAAUAUAUUAUAGAUUACAGUUUGUUGUGAUGAGUAAAUUCACAAAUAUAUUACAGAUUAUUGUGACGAGUAAAUUCACAAAUAUAUUAUAGAUUACAUUUUAGUUUGCCAAGUAAGAUGUUAACAAAUAUAUUUCAGAUUAGUUUACUGCUGUUGUGUCCCUUGGCAUGUACACCUUGUACUUGAAGUUAGUUUGACUUGCACCCUAACAUUGUGUAGAGAUAGGAAAAAUUUGUAUGAUUAAUUUAAUAUACUAUUACCAUUAGGGUGUUGCAGAGAAAUCUUGAACUCUCGGGAUGAUAUUGUUGAUUGCUUAAUGCACUGCAGAACUUAGACCAUCAAAAAUGUCACCCCUCAGAUUGAAAAUUUCUCAUGUCGUCAUCAAGAUAGGGAGGGAUUUAUGCUCUCUCAACAUACCAUUUUAUUUACAUGUGUGUCUAAAUGUUUAAAUAUUAAAAAAAAAAAUUGUAAUGCUGUUCAAAUUUGAUGUCAUUGUAUUUUUUCUAUGAUAUGUUGUAUUGUUGCUGUGAAGUCAUUUUAUUGUUGCUGUGAUGUCAUUAAUAUUUCUUAGUUUAUCGUGCUGGUGUUAUAGAACUUCAGGUCAGUUAACAAGACACUAAGGUCAAGGUUGUAAUAUUUCUUAGUUUAUCGUGCUGGUGUUAUAGGACUUCAGAUCAGUUAACAGGACAUUAAGAUCAAGGUUGUAAUAUUUCUUAGUUUAUCGUGCUGGUGUUAUAGGACUUCAGGUCAGUUAACAGGACAUUAAGGUCAAGGUUGUAAUAUUUCUUAGUUUAUCGUGCUGGUGUUAUAGGACUUCAGGUCAGUUAACAAGACACUAAGGUCAAGGUUGUAAUAUUUCUUAGUUUAUCGUGCUGGUGUUAUAGGACUUCAGGUCAGUUAACAGGACAUUAAGGUCAAGGUUGUAAUAUUUCUUAGUUUAUCGUGCUGGUGUUAUAGGACUUCAGGUCAGUUAACAAGACAUUAAGGUCAAGGUUGUAAUAUUUCUUAGUUUAUCCAGAGCCCCACUCGAUUUGCACUCUUCUCCUUCUAGAAUAUAUCUUCCGGUCACUCGAUUUGUAGCUCUUCUGCUUCUGGAAGAUCUUCUAACUCUUCCGUCUCGAAGCUGGAAGAUUUAU